CACUCAUCAAGAACUGCUUCAACACUUAUCAUUAUAUUUGUGAGGCCUAUGUAUACAGUACAUACAUCUAAUUUAGCACGAUAUAAAUGGCAGUGCUCGCAGUCAAUAAUCAGUUCAAUCAAACAGGUAAACGGGAUACAUCACCCCUCGAGAGGUAGGUACACGAACUGUUUGUUUUUGAUAACCUUUUUGUCCUUUGAUGCUUCUCUAUUGUCUGCUUUUGUGAAUCUUUACUGUGUGUACGUAGUGAUCACUGAGGCAUCUCAUAAGCCUCUUGAUCGAUAUUCAAAUCACAUCAGCUUCCGUGUAACGACUUAUGGACUUGUUUGCUAUUAUCCAUAACUGAUUAUAUCACCAGAGUACAGGACUCAUUCUAGUUUAGUACCACAUCAGUAGUUGAGUUUGCAGACUUUUCCGAAAGAUGACUUCUAAAUGGAUUGGUUCAUUGAAAGUGAGGCAGCGAAAUGUGUUGUUAUGUAGGCCUUCGUAGUACACACUGAUCAUAACGCGAUUCACAGCCUUCCAGUUAUUAGCUCAGCAUGAGUUUAAAGCAGGUGUCAUUUUUCAUAAAUUUAUAAAAGGUAUCCUAGUUCCGCAGGUCAAGUUAAUGCAUGGGUGGAUACUAUAUAUCUACCGUAUAUGCUGUUGGUGCUACAGAUGCUGUACAGGAAGACCCGCAUCACUAUGGAUACAAUGAAGGAUUCAGAGCUUAUUCAUUCUCUAGAAAAAUUAAAUAUCGUGCCAUUUAGAAGCCAUUCGUUUGAUCUGAGAGUUGAUCUCAAUUAUCGACACUUGCAGAGGUUACCAGUACAAGUCUGCAAGAUGACAGACUUACAAUGGCUUAAUUUGAACGUAAACAGACUAUGUGAUCUGCCAAAAGAAAUUACUCAACUCAUCAAAUUAAGAUGGUUAUAUCUAGAAAGUAAUAAGUUUGAAUCUUUCCCAGCGAUUCUCUGUCAAGUUAAAUCUUUAGUGCGUUUAUAUUUUAGCAGUAACUCAUUGACACGACUUCCGGCCGACGUUAGGAAUCUCCGAUUUCUGAGACUAUUAGAUCUUACAGACAACAACUUCUCGGAUUUUCCCGCCGAAAUCUGCUGCUCAGAGUUGCAGAAUCUUGAAAAACUAUUUAUUGAUAACAAUCGUCUGACAUUUAUUCCUUCUGAAAUAAAUGAACUUGUAAAACUUCAGUCAUUGUGGUUGAAUGACAAUCAGAUCGAAUGGCUUCCGCAGAGUCUGGCAGAACUUCCUCUAUUACAAGAUCUCCAGAUUAAAAACAACCGUCUUUAUGGCUUGCCAGCAUACCUAGCUCCAGGUUUGGACAAACUGACGUCCAUCGAAUGGGAAGGUAAUAGAUUGACACUGGCACUGAGAGGGCCUAUUUCUCGUGGAGUGAAAGACCUCAGGGAAUACCAGAUAUGGGCCAGAGAGAUGGCGUUGUCGAGGGAGAUGGUCGAAUUUCGAAGUAAUCGUGACUCUCAUGUAGAACGUCCAUGCUACAGGAUGAGAACUAGACCAAGAGGUGUAGCAGUCAUUAUUGAUAAUUUCCCAACAGAAGAAAAUCACAUUGAUGACAACACUGACACAGACAAACUUCGCAGUGUGCUGAUCAAACUCGGCUUCAAUGUGCGAAUUAUGAAAGGUUUGAUGUCACUAGAUAUCAUCUCCGCUCUUCGCUUUAUAUCCUUAGAAGACCAUCGCUACGUUGACUGCAUCGUUUUCGUCAUCCUGUCAACAGGAUCGAGUACGUUAGGCAACGUCCGUGGCAAUGAUUCCGUCAAGGUUGACAUACGUCAACUCACGGAUAUCUUCACAGCCACCAACUGCCCGACACUUGCGGGAAAACCUAAGCUGUUUUUCUUGCAAAUACUGGAGGAUAAAACUAGUACCGCAUCACCUCGGGGCGACAACGAAAGUACGAACAAGGGUGCAUCGUAUAAAGAUAAGAGCAUUUCAGCAACCGUGGACCUCAUUCCAGAUGAGGAAGAUUUUCUUCUGACGGUUGCCGGGAUUCCGCACACGAUGUUACUGAAUUCUACCGUUAGUGUGUACAGUUUGUACGUUACGUUGUUGUUUGAUGUUUUGGAAAACUAUGCAAGGAAAUUAAAUUUGCUUGAUCUUCUUGCCACGGUACAUUCUCAAGUGAAGCAGAUUGAGCUCACUGGCACUUCAGAGACAGUACAUGAAAAACAAGCCCGCAUCAUACCGUUUAUACAAACUUCAUUACGCUACAAUCUCUACCUAAGCAUUUACAAUAGUUCUCGGGAAACGCCGAAAUAACAGUGACAAAAUCAUUGAUUCAAGCAUUAUCAUAACGACAAAUACAAUAUGACGACACAAAUCAUAACGUCGGAUUAGUAAUUUAUGGGAAACAUGCUGGAAAUUGUAAGAAACAUUUAGAAGAAGAGGAUUCACGAACAAUGGAGAAUAAGAAUCUAUGGAAUUCAACUUUUAAGUAUUAUUGAUGGACAAUCGUUUUUGCAAUUGUACACUCUAUAAUUAUA
Messenger RNA from Anneissia japonica, 2501 nucleotides. RefSeq names its product caspase-8-like. The transcript has 2 exons. The record is from RefSeq and is a predicted model, not a curated record. Bases 640 to 2277 code for a protein of 545 amino acids. Gene Ontology annotation, biological process: proteolysis. NCBI's taxonomy places the organism in Eukaryota, Metazoa, Echinodermata, Crinoidea, Comatulida, Comatulidae. Gene Ontology annotation, molecular function: cysteine-type endopeptidase activity; protein binding.